AUGCUUCCCGAGGGAUCUUUGAGCAUUGCUGAGAGAAGAAAGCAACUGCUUGAGAAGGGUCUUGUCAUUGGUACCAACGAUCAUAGUACUAUUGCCACCAACAAAACUUCUUCACUUGAUAACGCUGCCAGAUGUAAUCACAAAAAGGAGCCAAACAUUUCAGUGAAGCCUCGAGCACCAAAGGAGCCACCCAAACCAAUCGUUGAUUUCCAACAGUUGGAACCAGGAAGUAUUCCUCCACCUCCUCCGAUCGUAGGAUCGUCCAAUCCGAAUAACCAUGAUGAUACUAAAGCUGCAGAGCCAUCCCUUUCUUCGGUUGCUCUACAAACGAAGCAACCAUUACAAAUAUCGGAAUCAACCAGUCAAAGAGUGGUGAAUGUGCCAACGACUUCUCCAAGGAGUCAUAAAACCGAUUCAGCUCUUCCAAACAACGCAGUUGUAUUGAAUGUUUUGUCCUCGAUUCCUGUUAGGCCAUCCAGCCAUAUUGAAUCCCCUCUUCAGAGUUCACCCACCCACAGCUCUUCCUCCGAUUUACAACCACUGGCACAACUGAGCCUAGCCACUGUGCCUCCUAAGGAUGAUCUUACCAAGCAAUCAUCCCCAAGAAGUAACACUGUUUCAUUCAUUGGUGACCAAAAGGAAUUGCCUUCAUCUUCGCCUCCAAAAAAAUCACCAGCCUCAACACCUUCUGCCUCUCAGCUGCCGUUACCAAAUGGUAACAGAGCCGACAGCAACAAUUUCACGGAAAAGAAAGAUCCACCCAUCGUGAUACAUUCCAACAAUAGAAGCAACAUUAUCAACACUGCUGCCACUCCUCCAACAAGUUCAGCAAAAAACAACAAUUUGUCAGUGCAAGCAACAACAACUACUCCAACACAUAGCCCAUCACAACGGCUUUCUAAUUUAGUUGUUGAAGAUAAACUUUCGAACACAAUUUCGAAUCCAAAUUACAUUUAUCCUCAGUUAAAUAAUAGCAAAAUGAUUCCUAACACCAAUAAUUACGGAAAUAAUUCGAUUCAGUAUCCAUCUGCUCCUUCAUUUGAAGAAAUAGAACACCAUUUUCCAGAGUAUCAACCUACCAUGACGAAAACUACAUCGGAUGUUGUUGUGGAAGCUCAAAUGCAAACCAUGUCACAAAACAUGUCGUUUACUCCCAUUUCCGACACAGUGUCGUCGUCAUCUUCAGAUAACUCUGACGACUACAAAAUGUUCACUCAAUUCAAGGAGUUUCUUCAAAUCCAACAGCCUCAAAGCGUGCACACGAGUGAGGAGCAGUUGUACGAAUUAUUUUUGUCAUUUAAAGAACGGUAUGAAGCACAAAAUAAUGUCUAUUUAAAUAGACAACAAGCAACAGCUGUUAUGAACCCAGGUGGUCCCCCUGUCAAUAAUCAACAACCUAUUUUACUGAAUAAGAGCAGAGUUCCUGUUAGCAGCAGCAGAAGCUCGUCAAUGGGUUCUGCAAGAUCAACUCCCACCAACCCAAACGUUUCCGAAAAGAAGAGAGACGGGUUUAAAGAUGUAAGACGAAAAUAUGAAGAGCAAUAUUUAGAACAAAUAAGGCUUCAACAAAUUAAUAGGGAUCAUUUUGCUCAGCAAUUUCAAGCACCUGUCAUGGACUACAAUGCCUUAAUGCAGAGAGAAAAUGGUGCCACCAAUAAUAUCGGAAAUUCUAACAAUUAUCCAGUUGUAAAUCCAAAUGUCAACUCAGGUGAUGUAAUAGCCAAUGGCAAUUAUAUACCUUUCAGAACAAACUCUUCAAACAACACCUCGACAACAGGCCCAACAUGGUCCGAAUAUCUCACUUUUGGAUAUUGGAAGUGA
Naegleria lovaniensis is the source of this 1821-nucleotide messenger RNA. RefSeq lists its product as uncharacterized. The transcript has a single exon. The record is from RefSeq and is a predicted model, not a curated record. The coding region runs from base 1 to 1821 and encodes 606 amino acids. NCBI's taxonomy places the organism in Eukaryota, Heterolobosea, Eutetramitea, Acrasida, Naegleriidae.